Molecule: messenger RNA, 1486 nt
Organism: Paramuricea clavata
Lineage: Eukaryota; Metazoa; Cnidaria; Anthozoa; Malacalcyonacea; Plexauridae
Source: the annotation of a GenBank genome assembly
AUGGGAAUCCCAGACAAUUGUGAAAAUACUGGAAAAUGUAUAGCAGAUGUGGGGAAAAGGCAACAACAUUGGAAAAUAAAAGAACUCAAAACACAAGUUGAGAGAACUCUGUUUGCUAAUACCUAUGGACUGCAUUUGGAGUCUUUAAAAUUAUCUGACACUCUGGUGCUGGAUAUGAAUUGGAAUUUACAGAAGGUGGAACCAAAAAGGGUUAUAAAGAUUUACCAGAAGUUGAAAAGCAGAAAAUUAAAGAAGUUCUUUUGAUCCAGGAUACGUUUUCUGUGGGUGAAGCAGCAUACCAUGAGCUUUCCAUGAUCCCGGCAGGUCAAACCCUCCCUCGGUUGUACCUGGUUAAGCACUGCAAGGAUUCCUUGAAUCAGUUGUGUCACAUCGAGCGAACACCAGGGAAAAAUGAAGGUGCCCAGGUCAACUUUUAUGAUGCACUCAGGAAUCCAAUCCAAAAUCAUGUAAGUUAAUCGAUCAACGAAAAACAACAUCCUGCAUGUGUGUGUAUCAUUGCAUAUAUUGCAAUAUAAUGAAGGGGAAAUUAUUUACCCAGAUUUUUUUUUACUCUUGUAUAAAUGAGAACCUGCACUGCAAAUGGUGUAAGUCCUCCUGAGAGAUACAAUAUAAAGUUAAGUGGGGAUGGUGCCAAAAUGACGAAGCUUACUGGCUUCAUAGUCAUCUCAUUUUCAAUUUUGAAUUCUGGAGAUGGUGUGAUGUCUCCAAAAGGUUAGCCUAUCCACAUCUCAUUGCACGCCGCUAUGAUGUUAUUGUCCAAUUUGUAAGAUGGAAUUAGACUGCGAACAGUGUAUGUACACAGAAAUUUCUAAAUUCCAGGAAAUUACACCCUUGCUAUAAUAAAGGGAAAGGACUGCUAUGAGACCCUCAAGUCCUCAUGUAGCAAAAUUUUUAGAGAUGUCAACAAAAUUGUGGAAACUGGUGUGCUGCAGCUUGAUGAUGGAAAUGAAGUCCCAAUUGACAUAUAUUUGGAUGGAGACUAUAAGGUGCAGUACUGGUUUUAAGGAUUUUGAGAGUAAUCAGUUCUACCAAUCAAUAAAUAGAAUUUUUUAAUUGACAUGUUUUUCAUUUCUUCCCAAGUUUGUUUUAAUACUCAUGGGGAUGAAAGGAGCAGUGUCUGAUUACGCCUGUAUCUGGUGUAAAAUCCACAAGAUGCUAUGGUACAGUACAGAAUGAAAUAUUACAAUGAAGAAUGCACAAAUUAUUGACAAAACUCAUACCAGUGUCACAAUCGUCCCAUAUCAUUCACCAAUUUAACAAUAUUCAUUAUAGGCAUGAUAUGACAAAGCCUCAGGAUUUUUAUUGGACGAUAGACAUUAAAAGAACGUUAGAAGACAUCAGACAGUGCUGCCUAAAGAAGCAGUUUUCAUGUGACUGCCCGCCUCUGUUAAACAUUCCGCUUGAGAAUGUCGUCCUUGAUGAGUUGAUCCAAACGCCUAACAAAACAUCAAAGUGGGAACCGUAA